AUGGCCAAUUUCGUCCUGCUAGCCGCAUCGCUCCUUCUCAACUCAUGUUACGCGCAAGACUGUCAAGGCCCCAUCAAUGCUAUCGAAAGCGGCAACCACCACUUCAACUCGACCGGCACAGCCCGCCUACCCUCGAACCCAAUACACGAUGACGACUGGUAUGUCAGUGUCACUAUAACCGAUAGACGCAAUCCUCGUCACAUCUAUGGCCCUAGCAUGCCCUGGCAAGAGAGAGAAGCAUUUCUUAGUGUUCCCGAUUCUCUGGUUGGGAGUCAAGAUGGCAAUCAGACGCAGUACUGCGUCUACGAACUCCCGGGACAAGAUGCUUCUUCGCAACAAGACGCUGGAGACUGCAGCGGCGUGCUGAGCGACGACUGCAUUGACGCCUUGACGAGGAACACACCGGUCAUGUCGGAUGGCCGAUGUCAUAAGCCAGAGAAUGUGGAAGACGCCUGUGGGAUGGUCGCGUCGCAGCCAGUAGGUACUCCAUCGAACUUCAACAGUACCAAAUGUAGUCUGUCCGAGAUGCCGCAUGUCGACCUACCGGACAAUUAUCGCACUUACUACGCCCACUACGUGCCUGUGUCUGAAGGCGGAGGCGGUUACGAGAACUUCGACCUUUAUGAUAAGCACGUUCGCGAAGCAGUGCCCAUGAUAUUCACCAUCAAGUCUCCCGGUAGUACCAUCGCUCACAAGGUCGUCUGUGUAGCACCAAACAACGUCGUUGAUGGCAGCCGUGUUCCAGAAUCUGCUGCUGCUCAGUUAACCUCCCAGACUUCACUAGCAGCAGCACUCGCUGUUAUGGCUCUUGUAUCUGUUUUCUCCAUAGCCUGA
Molecule: messenger RNA, 834 nt
Organism: Alternaria rosae
Lineage: Eukaryota; Fungi; Ascomycota; Dothideomycetes; Pleosporales; Pleosporaceae
Exons: 2
Coding region: 1-834 (277 amino acids)
Source: RefSeq, a predicted model, not a curated record